ACCCGUAAAUAAAAUUCAUCUUUUGAAACACUAAAAAUCUUUUUUUUUGCUACUUUAUCAUCAGUUCGGGUUGAAUUUUAAAACUAGCAUCAAGUGGCGUGAAAUUCUUCUCUUGUGCCGAAACUAGAAAAAAAAGUGUGGAUAAAAAAUCAAUUAUAAGUUCUCGAAAGUAAACAUUUGAGUGAAAACCGUAAAAUUAAUUGAUUAUCGUGUUAAAAAUGAUGAACAUGAACAUGAUGAAUGAUCCAGCACUAGCUGGCAUGAUUCCCUUUGAUCCAAUGCAGUUUUAUGAGCCACCUAAGCCUCGAUAUAUUUUUAAAAUGCCACGCGUCGUGCCAAAUCAAAAGGAAAAGUUUGAAAGUGAAGAUUUAUUUAAACGGCUGCAUCGCGACGGCGAAGUUAGAUACACAGGAUUUCGUGAUCGUCCUCAGGACGAAAGGCAAUUAAGAUUCCAAACAGGAUGUCGAGAAGGACACACAGAACUCUCAUUUGUUGCAUCAGGCACAAAUGUUCAACUGGUUUUUAAUCCCGGCUACCAUCACCAUCAUCAUCCAGCAUAUGCCAUUGAAAGAGAAUGCGAUUUCGACAAAGAAAUCGGAAAAGUUCACAUCAAAUCACAUUUCAUACUCAACGGCGUUUGCGUAAGAUUCCGUGGAUGGGUCGACCUUGAACGUCUUGACGGCAUUGGACGUCUCGAGUAUGAUGAACGACGUGGCGCACAUGAAGAUUCAAUAUUGAAAGAGCAACUCGAACGUUACAGCCAAAGAUUAAAAGAUUUUGAAGACACAAAACGCGGAGUUUAUCCAAGAACUGACGAUGUUAAGCGAGAUGGGCAGACACAGCAGAUGAAUGGCUGGCGACGUUGAAUUUUAUUUAUUUAAGUCUUCGACAAUCCGAAUGAUUUGUGCAAUGUAAAACAUUUCCUAAUUUAAGUACAUUUUUUGAUUUAAAAAUAUAUUNAUCUGGAAAGAUUAAAAA
Molecule: messenger RNA, 978 nt
Organism: Clunio marinus
Lineage: Eukaryota; Metazoa; Arthropoda; Insecta; Diptera; Chironomidae
Source: the annotation of a GenBank genome assembly